GGCGUUGCUCUUGUCCAGCGUAGCAGGUGGUUGCAUGCAGUUUGGAUGGAUAGGAAAAAGACCUGAGAAUCCUCAACUCAAACUUAACGGCUGAAAUCGGCAGCAAUAUCAACACUCGCCAGGCAGGAGCCGCCAUCAUUUAACCCGUGCAACACAUAAUGUACGAACUAUUGAGAGCGGCCAUGCUUCCCACGAGUCAACUUUUGGAUACCGCAGAGGCAGAGGGUUGCCCGCACGCUUGCGACGCUGGUAUCUAUGGUGUAAAUUAUGACCUAUGGCGGAGCACCGGUAUCAACUGGACGACACACAGGCGCUUCGAGUACGGCCAUUGCCAUAAUAGCAUAUUGUCGCAAAACACCUUCUUACGAAGCGGUUGGAUAUGUCACAGCUGCUGCUACAGUGUGGAACGUGGCCAUAAAACCUGUUCUUGCAAUCAUAAUCUUUGUUACAAAUGACAGCAGUCAUAGGAAUGAGAAAGGUCGGGUCCCAUGAGAGAUCUAGACACUCAGAUACAGUAAGCAUAUACGAUGAGUAUUGCUGUUGGGCCCUAGAACAUCAAGAGGCGAACCAAACUUGCAGCAUGA
Messenger RNA from Xylaria bambusicola, 584 nucleotides. RefSeq lists its product as uncharacterized. The record is from RefSeq and is a predicted model, not a curated record. Lineage: Eukaryota; Fungi; Ascomycota; Sordariomycetes; Xylariales; Xylariaceae. The coding region runs from base 159 to 455 and encodes 98 amino acids. The transcript has 2 exons.